Annulohypoxylon truncatum is the source of this 2118-nucleotide messenger RNA. RefSeq lists its product as uncharacterized. Gene Ontology annotation, molecular function: protein binding. The record is from RefSeq and is a predicted model, not a curated record. The transcript has 5 exons. The coding region runs from base 1 to 2118 and encodes 705 amino acids. Lineage: Eukaryota; Fungi; Ascomycota; Sordariomycetes; Xylariales; Hypoxylaceae.
AUGCCUAUAGACGAGGAGGCCAACCUUUGGCCUACCGACAACCUACUACUUCGAGAAGGUCGCAAACACUAUCGGAGCAGCGUCUCGCCAAUUCACUGGCAGCUUCGAUCACUACUUAGUGCAGAACGACAGCACAUCCUCUACUUCCCUGCCGGUGUCAACAACACGCACAUCCAACGACUUGACACAUCGACUCGCGAAUGUGAGACUAUCAAAGUAAUCAGCUUCCACCCACGAUGCCUUAUUGCUAGUAAGGGCUGGAUCUGCUGUGGUGGCGAGAGUGGAGAGUUGGUUGUUAUUAGAGAAUCAGGAAGCAGUGAUGUCCAGGCCGACAACAUUAGCAGAGACUAUCGGUCGAGACUGAACUCGAUGGAGAACUCUAACAUGGCCGAAGGACCCAUGCUUCAGCUCCAACGAGACAUGCUUACAGUUGUGGAACGAAUUAACGGUUCGAACAAGACUUGGUCAGCCUCAAGCUACAAGGUCGGCACUGAACGCGUCAACUGCAUAACCAUGUGGCACCCGCCUACAGAGAACGGUGCACCGGCGCCAGGACAGUAUGACUCGCCAGUAGCCAUUGUGGCUAACAACGACAAGACCAUCACGAUCAUAGGACUCUACGAACCCGAUCUACAUAAGGAUGUUUUAGAGUAUCCUGACUGUGUCAACCGCGGCGUCAUUUCUCCCGAUGGAUCUCUUCUCAUUGCCAUCUGUGACGACCCGUACCUCUAUAUCCACGUGCGGCAACCGUUUACUCAGCAUUACCAUGGAGUAUCACGACAAUCCUACAAGUGGAAAGAGUUACCAAGAUUGCGACUUAAGGGCGAAUGGGAGAAAGACACUUCGGAAUGUAGGGGUAGUUUUGCGGCUUGCUUUUCCUCAUCUGGAAAGUACUUGGCCGUGGGCACUCAGUAUGGCACUAUCUCCAUUUUUGAUGCUGUCGCUCUCAAGGAUCCCGACUCCGAACCCUUGAUUACGUACUUUAAUUCUGACCGAGCUCCUGAAGAAUGCGGCGCCGUGAGAGACAUGGCCUUUUCGCCAGGGCCCCAUGACCUUUUGGCAUGGUCCGAACACCGGGGACGGAUUGGCGUGGCGGAUGCACGCACUAAUUUCAAGCGCCGACAGAUCAUCCCUUUACAGAACCAUCAAGGCUUCAAUCACUACUCUCUUAACGACAGUAGCAGCACGAUCGAACCGAGCCUACUCGUCUCGCAUGGUGAAACAAAUGGACGCGGUCCCGGGGGUUAUGUUGCGGGAGGAUCCGGUUCGCUACUCGAGCGCUGGGGACGAGCGAUGGCCGAUCGACCGCUACCUAACCCGGAAUCUUCGAACACGGCGAGAGUCAACCAACCCUUUAGUUCGGACGAGGUUGCGGUCCUGGAAGCGUUUCAGAGUGACCGUCGCCGACGCGAAAACCGGGACCGGGAUCGAAGCGAACAGGAGCAAAGGCUUGGAGAGCAUAGGAGUCAGCGAGCCGCUGAGAGAAGUGCGACAUGGAGACCAUUGGCUUGGACAGACCGAAGCGAGGCGAUGACUCGCAUUAUUGAGCGAGAACGAAUGCGCGAUCAACAUCGUUCGGGUACCAGUCAAACACCGCCUGAACAAGAUCUCGGAAGAGUUGCCGCUGCGGGACGAGAGCGUCGACGAAGCGCAUCUAUCAUGCAUUCGCUGGCGCAGAAUAUAGACAACAUGUCGCAAUAUACGGCCAACCGAACGCAAGCUCAAGACAACGACGCGAACAACGACAGUUCGGCGACAUCGCGUGAACGUGCGUCUUCCCCAUGGUUUUCUGGACGACUUAGUUCCGCCUGGCCCCCUGAUUCGGAGAAUAUAGCGAUGGCGUAUCUGAACGAUCGCGGCACCCAAGAUAACGCUCGAACCGAAUCCAGCAGGCCCCGCCGAGGAAUACCUGUAAUCGCCGAUGUGUGGUCCAACGACUCCCUCUUCACUAGGAUCAGAACAGGCAGCCGUGAGCAUCAGCAGAAUCCGGAUGAUACUGCGGGUUUGGCGUGGAGCGAGGACGGGCGAACAUUGUAUGCCGCAGCUGAGGAUGGUAUAUACGAACUUCAUGUCAAUAUGCUGGGCAGAAGACAGUUCCCCGAUCUCCAGCUUCGUUAG